Psilocybe cubensis is the source of this 3903-nucleotide messenger RNA. RefSeq names its product putative inositol polyphosphate kinase. Gene Ontology annotation, biological process: phosphatidylinositol phosphate biosynthetic process; inositol phosphate biosynthetic process. Gene Ontology annotation, molecular function: inositol hexakisphosphate kinase activity. Gene Ontology annotation, cellular component: cytoplasm; nucleus. The coding region runs from base 1 to 3903 and encodes 1300 amino acids. The record is from RefSeq and is a predicted model, not a curated record. NCBI's taxonomy places the organism in Eukaryota, Fungi, Basidiomycota, Agaricomycetes, Agaricales, Agrocybaceae. The transcript is spliced from 4 exons.
AUGGCCUCCGCCUUCGAUCCCCGCCAUGCAAAUCACCAACAGUUCUGCUUUCCGUCCCCACCUAGCUCCGGCAAUGUCACCGCUCUCUCUUCUCCUCGUCUCUCACCUACCAGAUCUCACAACGAGCCUCAGUUCGUCGACAGUCUCUUCACCGGUCCCUCUUUUCGCCAUUCUCACUCCCUCGCUUCCGUCAGAUCAGGCAAGCAGCGUGCCAUGUCAAAUAGCACCGACUCGGACGGCUACAACACUGCAAAGACCUCUGUCCACAAUCCGUCCCGGAGACGCUCUCGAAAGACUAUAUCUAGGGCUUUGACUCUACCCUCGAGCUCAACUCCGGUGCUUCAAAGCUUUCCGAGCCGUUCUCCCAAAAGGUCGUCCCAGCCUCUCUCUCGCACGUCUAGUAUUUCAAGUUCGGCUUCCUCUUCUUCUUCCUCUUCUUCUUCGGUUACUCCUACACAUGGCGAGGAUCCGCCCCCCCAUCAUGCAACUUCUGGGAUCGGAAGAAAGGUUGCCGCGACCCUGCAAUUGUUCAAAGAAACCGCUCCUUUGGACGAAUCUCCCGCAGGACCGCUGUCGUCCAGGAGCGAGUCGUCCCUGGCAAGCCGAAGAAAUCAUUCUUUCGAGGAUGUUGAGGAUGUUGCAGAGGCUUUUGAGUUUGUUAAACGUUCAGAAUGGCCGGACCGCGAAGCAGCUGCAGUCCGUCGCGACAAGAGUAUGACCACCUUGGAGCGCGUUAGGACGAGAGACAGUGAUCAUCAGCUAUCAGACAAAAUCUCAUCUGCUAAGGAUAUUUCGGAUGUCUCACAAUGGCGGAGAGAUGUCAUUUCUAGUCGAGGGAGGCGGCGUGAACGUGCCAUCGACGAUAUUGUUCGCGACGCAGAACCCCAUUCCGAUGCACCUUUGUCUACUAUCAACACCUUUCACGAGACAUCCCCAAUCUAUAUUCGACCUCGCUCUCGUGCGUAUCCUCCAUCUCCAUCACCCUCCCGUUCGCCAACCAAGCGCGUCUCUCGCCAUUUCCCAGAUUCUACUCUUCAGUCUUGUCCCGAGUCUACUCUGCCUGUUUUACCAUCCAUAGCUACCACACCCAGGAAUUCUAGAUCUCCUACCCCAGUGCGCGCUGCAAACCGCAUUCAUGACCCGUACCCCAAAGCUUUAUCGCCUUGUGAUCCUCCGUCGCCCUGGUCUACAGAUGAUGAAUCUGCCUGGGACACCACUUCUGUUGCGUCGACAGCUGCUUCUAACGCGUCGACAUAUGGCAACGAUUCAGAUUCCCACACGCUUUCAUCAGCUUUAGAACAUCGCCCUGGGGAUGCCUGCGAUAUUCGCCCUACAUCUCGCCGUUUCUCAACCUUGGAUGAUGGUGAAGUCCUAAACACCACGCGAUUAAAGAGUCUUGAUGAUGACACAGUGGCUAUCAAUUUUGCUGUCCCCGAGGAGCGUCUCCCACAUAUCCCACUGCGCCCUUUUCGCAAUCAAGUCGGUGGACACAGCGCUAUAUACAAAUUUACAAAACAAGCUGUUUGCAAGCCACUGGUCUCGCGCGAAAAUCUCUUCUACGAAUCGGUAGAAAGAGAAGCACCACCUCUACUUGGCUUCAUUCCACGGUAUCUUGGGGUCAUGUUGGUCAGUUAUAGACGUGUUCCGAAGCGGACUAAUGCAAAUGGUGCCAGACAUGCCCAUGAUUCCUCGACUCCUGUCCCUCCUAGUCGGCAAAUCGUCCCGCAUACCACAAGUGCAGACACCAUAAAACCGUUCACUCGUCCAGUAAUCUCUGAUGGCGAUCAACACUCAUCUGUCUUCGAAGAUAAAUUUGGCACAGAUUUAGAUGACGCUGAAAUGCCAGAGGUCGUGCUCGAUCGCAACCGUCAUAUCAUUCCCGAAUGGAUACUCAACGGCGGGCGCAACCGCUCUUUGUCAUAUUCGACUGCUUCCGGAUCUUCUUUCAUUGCUCAACGCAAGCUCCAAUCCACUCAGUUACCCAGAGGAACAGCUUCUAGCCCGGACCUUGCGAUACCGCCCCGGUCAGAAUACACAACCCUGCGACCCAGUCCUUUGUCAAGUUACCCCACGAGCGGCAGUAAUGAUGAAAUGGAAAUUGAUGCACCCACUCCCGUCAACUCUCCUAGUCAGAACACCCAUGCCUUCCCUGCUCGGCUGACUGAGCGCUCAGAUACUCACCCCCUGAGUGGACUUUCCGAGGAAGGUCAUCUUCAACGGCCCUCUUUACGCCCAUUCAAUUCAGACCAAGCGUCCGGAUCACAAUGGUUUGGAGGCACAGGGUCCACCGUUGUUAAUACGAAACUCAAGGACCAUGUGUUCAGUACAGUUAUCAGACGACUUCGCAAGCGUCUCAGUCAUCAUCGACCUAUUGAGGAAUCAAGGACUGAAGAUGAAGGUGAUAUAGCGGAUGGGGAAACUGAGUCUGCUUCGAGACGCCUCCAGGCGCGCGUUCGGAGAAAGUUGUUUCGCCAUGCAGACCAAGGAUCCAGUAAUAACUCUCUCCGUCGGAUCCAGAGCGAUUCAAUGCUUCGCGGUCCUGAAGGUUCGUCGCUUUCCUCAGAAGGUCAAGAUCGACCGUUGUUCGGCAAAGACCGUCAGGGAUCUACGACCCAAGUCGACAAUGAUCAUGUCAUUCCUCCGUCUAUCAGGAAGCGGAGCCGUUCGCGAUCCCUUGAGGCUCCUUCACGAGUACCAGUUUCUUACCAUCGGUCAUUUUCGGAACAGGGGGUUAUACAUGAGAACGUCGAGCCUGAGGCCCCUGUUACCCGCCAGAAUCAUUUCAUUUUGAUGGAAGAUCUGACUGGACGACUGAAGCACCCUUGUGUUAUUGAUCUCAAAAUGGGAACUCGUCAGUACGGUAUGGAUGCCACCUCCAGCAAAAAGAAGAGCCAGCGCAAAAAAUGCGAUCGCACCACAAGUAGAACUCUCGGUGUACGUGUUUGUGGGAUGCAGGUCUGGAACCAUGCUACGCAAUCGUAUGUGACUCAGGACAAGUAUAGCGGACGUGAAAUCCGACCUGACGAAUUUGACUCUGUUCUCAAAUCAUUCCUGUACGACGGAGAGCGUCUGUUAGCCUACCAAAUUCCUGUUCUGCUUCAGAAGCUGUAUGCCUUGGCGCGCAUAAUCAAUCGCCUAAAAGGCUAUCGCUUCUAUGGAUGCAGCAUCCUCCUCAUUUAUGACGGUGAUCGAGAGGCACAAGAAGUUUUACGCUCCUCCGUUCUGGAGAAUCCAUCAUCUAGAAGUAAACGUGGGGAAUCACUCGAACGUCGUUCCAAUUCACAGAGCCACGAUCAUACCCCACUUCGACGAUCACAUAGCGAAGAUCUUCUCGUCGGCUCCGUAGCCAAACGUUCAAACGGACGGAGGAAACGUGGCGAAAUCAACGUUCGCAUUGUUGACUUUGCACACACGACCACCGGAAGGGAUUGGCUUCCCUACUCCGAGUUGGAUACGGGCGAACGACGUCAUGAAGUUUUUUCAAGCUCAAAGGGAUAUCAAGCAGAAGUCGACCCCGAGACUGGUUUGAUUUACGCUCGUUUCCCUCCUCACUACCCCGACCAAGCCGACCGUGGUUUUCUUCUGGGUUUGAAAAAUUUGACAUCGUCGCUGGAGGGUAUCUGGAAUGCCGAACGUAUUCGCAGAGUCAAGGCUGCUCGCGAUGAUCCAUUCGCGGCUCAAUCACAACUUCCGCCACUCUCAUUAGAAGGCAAAGAGAUCUUUGAGGAGAUCUUUGGUGGUGAAGAGGAAGACUCGGAAUUUCCUGAUUUGAACACACUCUUUCCUAUUCCGUACAAGGACUGGUUCCUUGGCGGCUGGGCAUUCUUUUCUCCUAACGGUCGUCAUCGCGGUCCAAUUACCGGUAUCGACAUUCCUGGCCGCAUGGUAUGGACUCCGAGCUGA